AUGAAGUCAUAUCCCGUCUGGAAGCUGGGCGAAAUCAAAAAGCUGGGGUGCGGAGUUCCAGCAACCCAUUUCAGCAGGUGCAACUUGACGGAGGGUAGUCCCGAGGCAGAGGAGAUUCGCAAGAUGCUGGCUGAUGCCAAGAAAGACCUGAAACCACCAACUCCACCUGUUCCCGUCACCGUGAACCUCCCCGAUGGCACGACACGUCGCCAGUAUGCGUUUGACACGCCCGCCGUCCCUCCACUCCCUGCGCGUGAGAAAAUCACGCCUGGCGUCAUCCACACGUUUGCCGUCUACCGACUCAAUCUGGGCACGGUGCUGGGCAUGCAGCCGCGCAAUCGCACCUGUGUUGCCCACGAUGUGCAGGCCAAGUAUCUCAAGACCAAAGUGUACAUGCGACCCGCAAAACCAGGCCACGGCGUGAAGGCGCACCCGUUGAUCCAGAUGAUGUGCGAACUCGCCGGAAUCGAGGACCUGACGGCCGAUGUCGUCGGCUCCACAAACCCGCUCAACGUCGCACACGCAGCCAUGGAGGCGUUCAAGGCGCAGCGCGACCCCGUUGACAUUGCCAAGAUGCGCGGCAAGACGCUCAUCCAGAUUGAUGACCCGGGCCGCCUCCCGCGCGUCCUCUACACCCCGCCCCCGUCCGCAGCACCAACGGUUCCGCUACCCGGUGAUGUGCGGCGCAGCGUCAAGUCGUGGCUGCGCGCAUUUCCCCGUCCAGGCGAUAUGGCUGCACUCGGCUCCGCGAAGCUUGCGUUUGACAAGCUUGUGUCCAACGCGUGGACGGAGCGCGGCGAGGAUGGACGCCACUUCCGCAACAAGCUCAUCCACGUGCGCGGUGGCCUGGCCAUUGUGAAGGGUCUGGAUGACGACAUUAGCGCCUGGUUCCAGAGCCAGCCGCCCAGGGCGUCCCCAAUGGACCUGCAGGUGUACACGCGUAAGUCGUUCCUCGACGACUCGUUCUGGCCCGGCGGCGUGCACGCCAGCCUCGACUACCACGCCACCAUUUCCACCGCAGGCACCACCACCAGCGCCAGCACCCAGCAGCAAUGAGGAAGAAUAGGGAGUGAUGGGGAGUGAAGAGGAGGGAGAGGUGUGAGGGAGAGGUGUGAGGAGGGAGAACGAUGUUUGGAUGGACAAGAAAGCAACACACACUCUCGUGCGCACACACACACUCGUGCACACACGUGCACACAUUCUCGUGCUCGCAGCAAGUUGCCUUGUCUCCGCGCAAUAAAUACCUUUUAUCGUGUAUG
Messenger RNA from Salpingoeca rosetta, 1259 nucleotides. RefSeq lists its product as uncharacterized. The record is from RefSeq and is a predicted model, not a curated record. The coding region runs from base 1 to 1056 and encodes 351 amino acids. NCBI's taxonomy places the organism in Eukaryota, Choanoflagellata, Craspedida, Salpingoecidae. Gene Ontology annotation, cellular component: ribosome. Gene Ontology annotation, molecular function: structural constituent of ribosome; RNA binding. The transcript has 10 exons. Gene Ontology annotation, biological process: translation.